Molecule: messenger RNA, 327 nt
Organism: Sphenostylis stenocarpa
Lineage: Eukaryota; Viridiplantae; Streptophyta; Magnoliopsida; Fabales; Fabaceae
Source: the annotation of a GenBank genome assembly
AUGAUGCCUGCUCAUGGCCUCAUCAUCUCUCUCAUUUUUGUGUCGAUUUUAGCCAAUGAGGCAAGCUUGGUCCAAGAGUCAAAUGGGUCAUUUCCAAUGGUGCCCUUGGUGGAGGCUGGGAAGAUGGAAAUGAUGAUGAUGAAUGAGAGCAGAAGGAAACUUGGAAGCUUCCAGAUAUGUGCCUUGUGCACCUGCUGUGGUGGAGCAAAAGGGGUUUGCUUGCCCUCUCCUUGUUGCUACGCCAUCAAUUGCAACAUUCCUCAUAGACCUUUUGGCUUCUGUUCAUUCACACCCAAGACCUGUAAUUGCUUUGGAUGCCAUCUUUAG